Paramacrobiotus metropolitanus is the source of this 2294-nucleotide messenger RNA. RefSeq lists its product as uncharacterized. The coding region runs from base 316 to 2016 and encodes 566 amino acids. The record is from RefSeq and is a predicted model, not a curated record. The transcript has 5 exons. Lineage: Eukaryota; Metazoa; Tardigrada; Eutardigrada; Parachela; Macrobiotidae.
UUUUUCUAUGUUUUUCAGAGCGGUAAAUGUCAUGCUUGCGCCGUCGGUCGCUUUCCAUGAUUAAAAUUCUGCAUAUCGCGGUAUAAGCGCCGAUAAUUCCAGCAUAUAUUGCUGUAGUAGUGUAGCUGUACAUAUGCGGUAUAUACGAUGUAUGCUGUAUAUAUGUGUCACGCACAGUUUAUCAAUGUAACCGCGGUCGCAAGAAUCGCGAUAUAAUUUACAGCAAAGGCGGCUUUAAUCUAGAUUAGAUCUACAGUUCUUCUGCAAUAGCAGACCUUCCUUUUUUUGAACCCGUAUGCGUAGAUACUGAUUAUCAUGUAUAAAUUUAGGAGGAAUAUGUUCUGCUCUCUGUAUCGCGAUGCGGUGUGGGCUUAUCAGGAAAUUUUGAUGGAAGCCAUGGUGGUUCUGUGGUUAGGCUGUCAUUUGUCGCUGAAGUUCGGGACACGGUUCUUUCCGGACUGGAAGGAUACCCGCGUGGACCCCGACAAGCGGACCGAUUUGGAUCGCUUGCUUCACCUGCUCGGCGGAUAUGAGAUGAACGGCUGCGUAUGGGACGACAUCGUUUCCACCUGGAAGCCGUUCUUCGAAAUUCCCGUUUCUCAAGACACCCCGUCCGUCGCCGUAAGCACUGGUCGCGCCACCUUCGCAAUAUGCGGAACCAUGACCUUAGUGGGCGUCACCUGCAUCUUAGCACUAUCCCUUCUAGCGUCCCUGGCGGUUAACAUGUUCUGGCGGCAUCCCGCGUGGAAGCAACAUCUCCCCUACUGUCAGCGCAUCACCGCGUUCUUCGGGUAUGACCCAUACACCCUCCACCCGAUGGAUGGAUGUAUCGAUCCCCACAUGUCUCUUAUCCAGUUUUGGCUGCGCAACAUUAUUCUGAUCAUCAUCGACGUUGUGUGCUUCGUCUGGGUGUGGUUGGUCUUCUGUGCGUUGCCGAUGGUGGCUGUGGCGGGAACCGUUGUGGCGGUGAUGGGUAACAUUGUGGGUCAGGCCGCUGUUUUUCCCUGUUGUAUCGUCGGCGUUUGUCUCUUGACGCUCCACUGCACGGGACGGAUUUGGGGGUUCUGGAUGCCGGGGACUUACAUGGCGUAUAUUCGAAAAAUAUGCCGACGGCUUCCAAACCGUCGGGGUCGCGCCUUGAAGUUGCCAGCGUUGGACAAGACGCCGAGUGCUCUGGACACUCCGCCACCAUCACGCGCUGUCCCUGCCGGAAAACUGGAAGAUGAUGAGCAGUUUCUGUUAAAUAUAAUAAAAUUUGUUGCCAUCCUGUCGGGUCUCACGGCUGCGGCGAUCAACAGUUUCUGUAUGCUGCAGCGAUUCCCGCGCGCUGCCAGCGCUCUGGCGGCAGUGGAAUCGGCACCAUCCGGCAACUGGAGCUACUGGAUUUACCUCAAAUGUACUGAAUGCUGCAACAAUUAUGCAACGGGUAUGCAAGACACCACAGCGAUGCUGUCGUACUGGGUGGAUCUGGGAUAUCCGCGGUUUGAGACCGACAGUCCGUCUAUUCUACAGCUGUUCGCCUCUACAUUCUCCUCCACCGUGGACAGUUUACUCUUUGCCUGGAACUCUACGUUGCUCUUCAUGGGGCUUCUGCCAUUUAUUAUCAUGUUCUGCAUAGACAUUUGGGGUGUGGUUUCGUGUAUAUGGGACAGCUGUUGUUCGGCAAAGUACUCUGCAGUGCCAGCGGCCGGCAAAAACAACCCCGAAAAUUCUCCGGUACCGGAUUGCUGCAAGGAAGGCCCAUGUCGCGCCGGGUCAUUCUGCGUAUGCGCCUUCUGGGCGGAUAUCCAGCGUUCCUUCCUGGCCAUUCUGACCCAAUAUCUGUUCUGGAUUUACCUGCCGUUUCCUCUGGUGGAGCUCUUCCGUCCGGAACGGCUGCAACUGGUCGAUAUUCUUCUGAUUUUAAGCGGCCGCACGCUGUGGGCCUACGCCCUGUUCAUCCACUGGGCCUGGCAGAUGAACCGUCGCCGGCGGGACCAGGUCAACCGCGUGCCCAAGGAGUGCAAGUCCUGCUGAAACCGGGAACGUUGCCGUCUUCAUCCCCUUCUUUCACGAGACUGUUUAUCAUUGUCUUUUAGGCAGUUUUUACAGCUUGCAAUGCAAAGCUUUCUAAUGGGAUUCACUGCGAUUAUUUAUUGCCCUCCGCCUACUGUUCCACCUGCACACAUUUCAAAGCACUGGUGAACUGCGAACGUGUAAUUAAUUUGUAUAGAUUUUUGCUUGAAAUUAUGUAUCAGGAGAUUUUUAAUUUAUGUAUCAGGAGAUAAUUCACGACAUUCAUUUCUGUCAGUAAA